CUCAAUAGCAAGAAAGUUUAGCGAAAGUGGAUGGAAGCUUAUUCUUUUUGAGAAAACCUGAAAACGUAAGCGAGUGUGGAAGCUUCAUCAUAGAGAAGAACCAAAUUCAGAUGAAAUGAUGUCAGUUUCCUUGGAGUAAAAAAUACACGAUAUGGCACAGGAUGCAGUGUCCUCUCUUGUUGACAAGCUGAUUCCUUUGCUGACCAAAGAAGCAAAAUUGUUACGAGGCAUCCAUGGAGAAGUUGCUGACAUCAAAGGUGAGCUUGAUAGCAUUCAGUCCUUCCUUAAGGAUGCAGACACAAGGGCAGCAGCUGAAGAAGACAUGAGUGAGGGUGUCAAAACAUGGGUAAAACAAGUAAGAGAAGUAGCUUUUCGUAUAGAUGUUGCGACCGAUCAAUACUUGGUUCAGGUGGCACUACAUGAUCCUCAUUGGCGUGGCUUCCGUGGUUUACUCCAGAAAACCACUCACUUGCUCAAAACAUUAAAACCACGCCAUGAGAUAGCCGCUGAGAUUCAAAAGAUCAAAGCUUCAAUUCAGAAAAUCAAGGAAAGAAGUGAAAGAUAUGGUUUCCAAUCCACAGAUCAAGGAUCAAGUAGUGGUUCUCAGAGUGUUAUGUGGGUUGACCCUCGAAAGGAUUCCUUUUAUCUUGAUGAUACUGAUGUUGUAGGAAUUGAAACUCAUAGAGAUAAAUUGAUUGGCUGGUUGGUAAAAGGACGUUCUCACCGUACUGUGCUUUCGGUGGUAGGAAUGGGGGGACUGGGCAAGACCACUCUUGUUAAGAAAGUCUAUGAUCACCGGAGGGUACAAGGACACUUUGAUUGCCAUGCUUGGAUUCCAGUGUCUCAAUCGUACAACGUGGAAGGUUUACUAAGAAGCAUGAUAAGGCAAUUUCGCAAUGCUAGAAUGGAGUCUCUCGUGGCAAGAAUAGAUGCAAUGGAUGAGGAGUUGUUGAUUCAUGAAUUGAGAGAUUACUUACGAAAAAAGAGGUACGUGGUCAUAUUUGAUGAUGUAUGGAAAAUAGACUUUUGGGAGGAUAUAAAACAUGCUUUAAUUGAUAAUAACAAGGGUAGUAGAAUUAUGAUCACAACACGAAAUAUAGAGGUUGUUGAUUUUUGUAAAAAAUCUUCACCCGUUCUUGUUUACGAGUUGCAACCACUACCUCCUAUUGAGGCUUGGAAGCUAUUUUGCAAAAGGGCCUUCAAAUUUGAUUUUGAAGGACACUGCCCCCCAGAGUUGAGGGAAUUGUCUUAUGACAUUAUUGAGAAAUGCAAAGGAUUACCACUUGCUAUUGUUGCUAUUGGUAGCCUUUUGUCAACCAAAGAUAAAACUAUCUUUGAAUGGAAAAACUUGCAUGAUAGCCUUGGAUUUGAGCUAGGAAGAAGUCCACAUCUUUCAGGUGUCAACAAAAUUUUAUCUCUGAGUUUUGAAGAUUUGCCUUACAACCUCAAGUCUUCCUUAUUAUACCUUGGUAUGUACCCGGAGGACUAUUCAAUUAAUUGCGUAAGAUUGAUUAGACAAUGGAUAGCUGAAGGCUUUGUGAAGGAAACCGAGGGUAAAACAUUUGAGGAGGUUGCACGAGAAUACUUGACAGAAUUAAUCCACAGAAGCUUAGUUCAAGUAUCAGAGUUUGAUUUUGAUGGAAAAGCUAGACGAUGUCGACUCCAUCAUCUUCUUCGUGAGAUCAUCCUCCAAAAGAUGAAGGAUUUUAGUUUUUGUCAUGUUUUGUCAAAAAAGGGAUCCAACUUUGAAGGACUAACUCGACGUAUGUCAGUUGAUAGAGUUUCAUAUGAUGUACUAGAGGGAUUUGAGGACUCUCACAUUCAUUCUCUUUUAUUGUUCAAUCUUGAUGAAUUGCCGAAGUCCUUUAUGAGUACUUUUUUUGCUAAUUUCAAGCUUUUGAAAGUAAUGGAUUUUGAAGAUGCUUUACUAGAUUUCAUUCCUGAAGAUGUGGGAAUUUUAUUUCACUUAAGGUAUUUAAGUUUGAGAAAUACAAAGGUAAGAAUGCUUCCAAAAUCCAUAGGAAAGUUGCAAAAUCUAGAAACUUUAGAUCUAAAGCAAUCUCUAGUGUCUGAUAUACCAAUAGAGAUUAACAAGCUCUGUAAGUUGAGACAUCUUAUAGCCUACCAUCGCAACCUCCAAAUUGAUUUCAGUUUGACUCAUGAAAAAGGGAUAAAGAUACAAAAGGGGGUUGGUUGUUUGAAGAACUUGCAAAAGUUGUAUCAUGUGGAGUUGAAUCAUGGAGGAGUUCAUCUAAUUAAUGAGUUGGGAAAGUUAAGACAAUUGAGGAAGCUAGGCAUAAAAAAUUUGUCAAAGGAAACUGCGAGGCCUUUGUGUGAUUCUAUUGAAAAGAUGAACUAUCUUGAAUCUCUAGAUAUAUCCUCAACAUGUGAAGAUGAGAUAAUUGAUUUACAAUCCAUUUCACCUCCACCUCAAUUUCUUCAACGCCUUCACAUAAAGGGCUAUUUAGAAAAGUUGCCGGACUGGAUUUCAAAACUUCAACAUCUAGUCAGAUUAAAGAUUUUUUGGUCAAGGUUGAAUGAUGACCCAUUGAAAGCCCUUCAAAAUCUACCUAACUUAUGUGACCUAGACAUCUCAUCCCAAGCAUAUAAUGGAGAGCAAUUACAUUUUAAGAGAGGAGGGUUUUCAAAACUCCGUUUUCUAUGUCUUAGGCAAUUGGAUGGAUUGAACUUGUUGAUUAUAGAUAAAGGAGCAUUGGUCCUUCUUGAAACGCUUUUGAUUGGGCCUAGUCCACGGUUAAAGAAGGUGCCCUCUGGAAUCCGUUAUUUGAAAAACCUCAAAGUAUUGGGAUUUUGUGAUAUGCCUAAAGAAUUUGAAGAAAGUUUGGAUCCUAAGCAAGGUCCAUGUUACUCGAUCAUUGAGCAUGUAGCACUUGUUUAUCUCCGUCACAAGGUUGGCAAAGGAUAUUAUGACUAUACCAAUCGCAUUAUCCGUUCCAAGAAUUUGACAUUGGCAAGUUGAAGAGGGCAAACAAUCAGACAGAAUGAUGAUUACAAAGAUUGCAACAACAUCAAGGAAAAUUAUUAGGCACUCCCAUAUUGCGGUCUCAACGUUUCUAUUGAGAAAGACUUGCAUGGAGAGUGAUAAUUAAUGUUACUGUUGCAGCUGGGACUCUGGGAGCCUGGGAUACAUUGGUUUUAUUUUCUAAAGACAAUCAACUUGGAAAAUCA
This is a messenger RNA of Quercus robur (English oak), 3189 nucleotides long. RefSeq names its product disease resistance protein RPM1-like. Gene Ontology annotation, molecular function: ADP binding. NCBI's taxonomy places the organism in Eukaryota, Viridiplantae, Streptophyta, Magnoliopsida, Fagales, Fagaceae. The transcript has 2 exons. Bases 152 to 2980 code for a protein of 942 amino acids. Gene Ontology annotation, biological process: defense response to other organism. The record is from RefSeq and is a predicted model, not a curated record.